This is a messenger RNA of Ostreococcus lucimarinus CCE9901, 180 nucleotides long. RefSeq lists its product with no specific name. The record is from RefSeq and is a predicted model, not a curated record. Lineage: Eukaryota; Viridiplantae; Chlorophyta; Mamiellophyceae; Mamiellales; Bathycoccaceae. The transcript has a single exon. The coding region runs from base 1 to 180 and encodes 59 amino acids.
AUGUACUGCCGAGGCGUCCUUCCCGCGUUGGCCGAACGGGCGUUCGCGGACGCGCUUCGCGCCGGUCCCGUUCCCGACGCCGCGGUGUGGGAACUCGUCGAGUGCUUCGACGCCGCGGGCGAACCGUGGAGCGCGAAAGCGAACGAAGCGUUGGCGUAUCUCGAGACGAGACAUCGGUAA